Messenger RNA from Penicillium soppii, 651 nucleotides. RefSeq names its product class I SAM-dependent DNA methyltransferase. Lineage: Eukaryota; Fungi; Ascomycota; Eurotiomycetes; Eurotiales; Aspergillaceae. The record is from RefSeq and is a predicted model, not a curated record. The transcript has a single exon. Bases 1 to 651 code for a protein of 216 amino acids.
AUGUUGGCCCCAAGCACAGUGAACGAGCUCUACCUCGGCCAAGCCCGCGCCAGCGGCAGCACAAAAGACUGCAUGGCACUCUACGACCGAUGGGCCGAGACCUACGACGAAGAAGUCGGCGAUGAAGCACAAAACUACGUCGCGCCCGUUCUCGUCGCCCAAGCCGCCAUCAAGUACGGACUGUCGGACGGCGCCCAAAACAGCAUCGUACUAGACGCCGGGUGCGGGACCGGUCUCGUGGGUGUAGCCCUCGGACUAGCCAAGGCGAAAGCAAUAGACGGCAUCGACCUUUCACCGGCCAUGCUGGCCGUGGCAAGGAAGACAGGCGUCUACCGGGAUCUUGCGGUAGCAGACAUGAACCGGCCGAUACCCAAGCAGGACGAGACGUACGACGUUGUGUCUUGUGUUGGCACAUUCACGUUAGGCCAUGUUGGUCCUGAUCCUGCGCUGCGCGAGCUGGUCCGGGUCACCAAAAAGAAGGGCAUCGUUGUAUCGACGAUCCUCGAGGAGAUCUGGGUGCCUGGCGGGUUCCAGGCUGAGGUUGAGAAGUUGAAGGCGGAGGGGUCGGUCAAGGUUGUUACCGAGGAGCUUAUAGAUUAUGUAAAGGGACAUGGUGAUAGGGCUGUGCUGCUCAUUUUAGAGAAGAUCUGA